AUGUCUUGGGAUAGUUUGCCCUUCUUUAAUGAGGAGCGAAUCGAUGAGUUGGAAAAUCAGUUUAUAAUACGCUUUCCAGAGGUGCAGGCGAACGUUGUGCAAGAUGCCAUAGAUGCGGGUAAUACCAAUGAGGUAUUAUCCAUUCAUAUGUAUAAUGAUAUGCGAAACGCUGAGGUUUGGGUGAACUCAAAUCAGUUGUACGCCAAGCUGGUUGAUUUGCCCAACCUAGUGGAGAGCUAUAAGACAACCGACAAUGUCAAUUUAUAUAAAACGGCUGAUAUCUGUCAACUGCUUGUUUGCUCUGAAGACCGACCAAGAGAUUGGGAGAAGAAUUUACCAAAAUAUGACGAUGACGAGCAACUAAAUGCAUUUGACAAUGAGCUAGGAAUGAAUGCAGAUGAUUUCGACCUAAACUUUUUGUAUCAAUUUCCAUUUGGUUGUUGGGAUAAUGCGGAUUUUGAGUUAGGGCCAGAUGAGGAAAAUAUAGGUCUCAAGAUAUACAGUUCAGAUACUGGAAAACAUGGCAAGCAAAACCAAAAACAAACAGAUAAUUUAGUACCUAAGAAGCGCGGGAGACCCCGCAAAAAUGCUGCGACUGAAAUGCAGAUGCCGGGAUUACAGCAGGAGGCGGGUGGAGAACAGAUGCCGAUCGUAAUGCCGACUCCGGCUCCGACUCCGAUCGUAAUGCAGAAUGAAAAUGUACCUAAGAAGCGCGGUAGACCCCGCAAAAAUGCUACGACUGAAAUGCAGAUGCCGGGAUUACAGCAGGAGGCGGGCGGAGAGCAGAUGCCGAUCGUAAUGCCGACUCCGACUGGAGUGCAGAAUGAAAACGUACCUAAGAAGCGCGGUAGACCCCGCAAAAAUGCUACGACUGAAAUGCAGAUGCCAGGAUUACAGCAGGAGGCGGGCGGACAGCAGAUGCCGACCGUAAUGCCGACUCCGGUUGGAAUGCAGACUGAAAACGUACCCAAGAAGCGCGGGAGACCGCGCAAGAUUCCGGUUGAAAUGCAGACGCAGGGUAUCACUUGCUUUUUUCCUCUCGGAAGGAAGAAUGUGCUCGGAAUGCAGCCGCCGAUGGGAAUGCAGAGUCCGGGCACUCAGCAAACGCCGCUCGAAAUGCCGACUCCUGUUGGAAUUCAGCCGCCGGCUGACGAGUCGCCGAGCAUCAGCCGCUUUUUCCCUCUCGGAAGGAAGGCGCUCGGAAAGCAGUCACCGAUCGGAAAUCAGUCCCCGAUCGGAAAGCAGUCCCCAAUCGGAAAGCAGUCCCCGGUUACACAGCAGAUGCCGGGCACUCAGCAAAAGCCGCUCAAAAUGCCGACUCCUGUUGGAAGUAAGCCGCCGGCUGAUGAGCCGCCGAGUAUCAGUCGCUUUUUUCCUCUCGGAAAGAACACACUCGGAAUACCGACACCGGCUAUGAAUCAGGAGCCAAUGGCGCGUGGAAUGCAGACACCGAUCGGAAUGCAGAUGCCGGCUUCACCACAGUCAUCGGACGAAGAGAAAACAUCGAAUAAGAAACAGAAGAUUGAUAAAAAAGGUAAGGAGCCGAAGUCGGGGGAAAACCAGAAGCCCGAUAAGAAGAACAAGUCUGAGAAUCAACAGAAAUCGUCGGGAAAAGAGCAGCAGUCGGGUGGAAACCAACAGCCGGGUAAGGAGCAAAAGGCGGAUAAAAAGGACAAGUCCGAUGCCGAUAAAAAGAUGCCGACUCCGAUUGGAAUGCAGACGCCAGUCAAUAUGCCACCGCGUAGCGGAAUGAAUGCUCCGUUCGAUAUGUCGACGCCGAUCGGAAUGUGGGCACCGAACCAAAUGUUUACUCCGGACGAUAUGUUUAAUCUGAACGAAAUGAUGCCGCCGGGCGAAAUGUGGAAUCCGGACGAUAUGUGGUCGCCUGUUGGAAUGCAAACUCCGUUUGAUCUGAUGGCCCCACUUGGAUGGUGGUCGCCACACGGUUUGGAGACGUCGACUGAAGCAGGCAGCUUUGGACCUAGCUUUUUUGGAGAAAGACCAAAGUCACCAGAAGAAGAGAAUACUGAUGAAAUUGUGAAAGUGGAUGAUAAAUACCUGUGGCCCCAUGGCCUCUGUCCACCCUUUCGUCAUGUGCGCAGGCGUCGCAUAAGGAACGCUAUGAGAUCUAAGACAGUUGAUCCACCAGAGCCAGAAUUGGUGCGCGAGCUCAAAGCCCUUUUGCGCAUGGAUAACGAAGCAGUGCGUGUGGAAUUCGAGGUGCUUACUGAAGACACAACUAUGCCAGAUUUGCCAGAGCUGAAUCUAUCCGAUACCUCAACCAGCAACUCCGAUUCAGAAGAAUCAGGGAAGUAAAUCAAAUAAUUAA
Molecule: messenger RNA, 2329 nt
Organism: Drosophila arizonae
Lineage: Eukaryota; Metazoa; Arthropoda; Insecta; Diptera; Drosophilidae
Biological process (GO): transcription initiation at RNA polymerase II promoter; RNA polymerase II preinitiation complex assembly
Cellular component (GO): transcription factor TFIID complex
Molecular function (GO): DNA binding; RNA polymerase II general transcription initiation factor activity
Source: RefSeq, a predicted model, not a curated record